Molecule: messenger RNA, 804 nt
Organism: Acanthamoeba castellanii str. Neff
Lineage: Eukaryota; Discosea; Longamoebia; Acanthamoebidae
Exons: 3
Coding region: 1-804 (267 amino acids)
Source: RefSeq, a predicted model, not a curated record
AUGAGGAGGGUCGACGUUGCCUUCUUGGAGUCCAUCCUGGUCGGCGGGCAAUGCGGUGCUGCAAGCAACGGCCAGCAGCAGCACCACCCCCCGGCGUUGAGCUCGUCGCCGUCGUCGGGCACGGGUUUUUUGUCCGCCUGGUCCGCCAAACAGACCCCGUUCGAGGUGCUCUACACGGCAGAGGGCUUUCGGCGGGUCAGGGACUGGUUCGGCCGCAGUGCCGGGCACGGGCUGGAGCGGCCCGCCGCCUGCUGGACCCGAGAGGACGCGGGCGAACGCAAAAAGAACGAAAGCGAAGACGACCAAGGUUGCGACGAAGAGGAGGCCGCAGACGACGGCCGGGCGGUAGAAUGCGACGACGGCUACCUUACCGAAAGGCAGUUUGUGGAGAUACUCCGCCGCCUUGCCGACUUCAACGACACCGAGGCCCUCGAGGUCUUUGACAUUUUUGGUACUACCACCCUCUCUGCUGGUUCAACGCGCGACGCCUGUUACGCUUACUGGGAGGUGUUCGCUCUCCUGUGUGACCCGCGGACCAACAGCCUCGCCUUUGAAAGAUUUUCAAAGCUGGGCUUCUUCCUUGGGGUGCCAGAGGAGCUGCUUCUCGCGCGGCUGAACGAGCACGGAGCGCACGCGUUCCUCCCGCUGGAUGCCGAGGCGUUCACGCUGCUCUACUUCGACGUGUUCGGCGCGCUCGACAACUUCCGCAAGAAGAACAAGGGCCACGCCCUCGCCACGGCCGACGGCCACCUCCCCGACGGGGGUCACAGCGGCAAGAAGAGCAAGGACUGCAUCAUCUCCUAG